GAACGGCCUGCGAAAUCCCGACUUGCGACGGAGAAUGGCGGCGGUGCCGGGAAUUCCCACUGGGACCGCCUACUCAUCCUUGAGCUGCCAGGUCCGUCUGUCGCACGUGCGUAAUCUGUUAAGGCACACGUGUCACAUGCCCCCGCCAAAAUAUAUUGUCAUUCAUAAAUACGGAUCGCAUGCCAUAGUCAACGUGGUCACUCGUCGCUGCACAAAUCGCAAAAUGGGAGAAGCCAUUGAUUAUCGGAAGCUCCAAUCAGAUUUCCUCCUUGUCCUCCGUGGCAGGCGAGCCUCUGAAGUUCCGCUACGCGUGGAGCUCGCGAAGCCAGUGGCGAACCCUUUGUAUCAGGAUAAUACUCCACCUUCUGCUGAGGUAAGUUUGGAGUCGUCUCUGAAGGCGAACAUUGAAAACUUUGAACACUCGCUGAAGGAGGAAAAUCUCUAUUUGAUUACGGAGGAAGGAGAGCAAGGACGCUUGCCUGCGCUGAUUUUGAGCUUGAAGGAGAACACAAAUCAAAGAAGGCCAGCCGUUGUUUUUCUACAUAGCACGAACAAAUGUAAAGAAUUCUUACGCCCGUUGCUUAAGGCAUAUGCUUCACGAGGAUAUAUAGCAAUAGCCGUUGACUCUCGCUACCAUGGUGAACGCGCCAGCAGCACAAAUACCUAUCGGGAUGCUCUUAUUUCUGCUUGGAAAACGGGUGAGACAAUGCCAUUCAUAUAUGACACGGUCUGGGACUUGAUAAAAUUGGCAGAUUAUUUAAUUCAAAGGGAGGAUAUUGACUCUUCUAGAAUAGGAAUCACCGGGAUAUCUCUUGGAGGAAUGCAUGCAUGGUUUGCAGCAUUUGUAGACACCCGCUAUGCUGUGGUAGUCCCAAUGAUUGGUGUUCAGGGGUUUCGAUGGGCCAUUGACAAUGACAAGUGGCAGGCUCGGGUUGACAGUAUAAGGCCUCUGUUUGAGGUGGCUCGUGAUGAUUUGGGAAAGACUGCUAUUGACAAAGAAGUGGUCGAGAAGGUAUGGGACAAGAUUGCUCCAGGCCUAGCUUCCAAGUUUGACUCGCCAUACUCAAUUCCAGCUAUUGCACCCCGCCCCCUGCUUAUUCUAAAUGGUGCUGAAGAUCCUCGAUGUCCCCUCGAAGGUUUGGAAGUUCCAAAGUCAGAUGCACGGCAAGCGUAUGGAGAAUCUCACUGUCUGGACAAUUUCAAGCUGAUCGUGGAACCUGGAAUUGAGCACCAAACAACACCAUCCAUGAUGAAAGAAGCAUCUGAUUGGUUCGAUAGGUUUUUGAAGGCUUAGCUUGUGCCCUCAGAUUUCUCUCUCUCUAAAAUUCCAGACCAGCGCAUUUCAGAUUCCUUGGUAUAUGAUCCGUGGGAAAUAAUAGCUUGCUUUGUCCCUCAAUGUAUCCCCAGGACUUUCCUGUCUCUCAUUCUGUCAUUUAACGAUGUUUAGUGUGUGCUUGGUAAUCAGUUCAUUUUGAUCAACGUCUAUAUCCUCCUGAUGUAAUAAAAAAAUAAAGAUGUUUGAAUAGCGGUGGUUUCUUUCACAAAUAUGACGAAGUAGGAUUGUUUGAGGGGAAUAAAAAAUUAUAUAUUCGUUCU
Prosopis cineraria is the source of this 1596-nucleotide messenger RNA. RefSeq lists its product as uncharacterized. Gene Ontology annotation, molecular function: serine-type peptidase activity. The transcript is spliced from 13 exons. The coding region runs from base 35 to 1294 and encodes 419 amino acids. Gene Ontology annotation, biological process: proteolysis. NCBI's taxonomy places the organism in Eukaryota, Viridiplantae, Streptophyta, Magnoliopsida, Fabales, Fabaceae. The record is from RefSeq and is a predicted model, not a curated record.